Messenger RNA from Lacerta agilis (Sand lizard), 1742 nucleotides. It is a transcript of the gene RPS6KB2, whose product is annotated as ribosomal protein S6 kinase B2. The transcript has 15 exons. The coding region runs from base 65 to 1492 and encodes 475 amino acids. Lineage: Eukaryota; Metazoa; Chordata; Lepidosauria; Squamata; Lacertidae. Gene Ontology annotation, biological process: signal transduction; protein phosphorylation. The record is from RefSeq and is a predicted model, not a curated record. Gene Ontology annotation, molecular function: ATP binding; protein serine/threonine kinase activity.
AGAUGACGACACGCGGGGAGGCGGGGCCCGGAAGGCCUGCCGGGGUAAUCGGGGAUCCCCUGCUAUGGCCGGCGUCUUCGACAUCGACCUGGAAACGGAGGAGGGGAGCGACGGGGAGGAGCCUGAACUGGGGGCCUUGGAGGUGGACCUAGAUCUUCGCCACACAGGCUCUGAACUGGUGCCAGGUCAUUAUGAGGAAAUUGAAAUCUCUGAGAGUAUUGUCAACAAUGGCCCGGAGCGUAUUGGGCCCCACUGCUUCGAAUUGCUACGCGUUUUGGGCAAGGGUGGCUAUGGCAAGGUAUUCCAGGUACGGAAGGUGCAGGGCACAAAUGCUGGGAAAAUAUUUGCCAUGAAAGUCCUAAAGAAGGCCAAGAUUGCCUGUAAUGCCAAGGACACAGCCCACACAAGGGCAGAGAGAAAUAUCCUGGAGGUCAUCAAGCACCCCUUCAUUGUGGACCUCAUCUAUGCCUUCCAAACUGGUGGUAAACUCUACCUCAUCCUGGAAUGUCUCAGUGGUGGGGAGCUUUUCAUGCAGCUGGAGCGAGAAGGCAUCUUCCUGGAGGACACAGCCUGUUUCUAUCUGAGUGAGAUCACUCUGGCCCUUGGUCACCUGCACUCUAAUGGCAUCAUCUACCGGGAUCUCAAGCCUGAGAACAUCAUGUUGAACAGCCAGGGGCACAUUAAGCUGACGGACUUUGGCCUCUGUAAGGAGUCCAUCCACGACGGUGCUGUCACCCACACCUUUUGUGGCACCAUAGAAUACAUGGCCCCAGAGAUAUUGCUGCGCAGCGGCCACAACCGAGCAGUGGAUUGGUGGAGCCUCGGUGCUCUGAUGUAUGACAUGCUCACUGGAUCGCCGCCAUUUACUGCUGAAAACCGCAAAAAGACCAUGGACAAGAUCCUGAAAGGGAAGUUGGCGCUUCCACCCUACUUGACCCCCGAUGCCCGUGACCUGAUCAAGAAGUUCCUCAAAAGGCAUGCCAUCCAGAGGAUCGGGGGUGGGCCAGGCGAUGCUGCAGAUGUACAGAGACACCCGUUUUUCCGACACAUUAACUGGGAUGACUUGCUGGCUAGGAGAGUUGACCCACCCUUCCGGCCAUCACUGCAAUCCGAAGACGAUGUCAGCCAGUUUGACACCCGCUUCACCCGGCAGACCCCCGUGGAUAGUCCUGAUGAUGGCUUCCUCAGCGAGAGCGCCAACCAGGCCUUCUUGGGAUUCACCUACGUAGCCCCAUCAGUGUUGGAGAGCAUCAAGGAAGGCUUCUCCUUCCAGCCCAAGCUGCGAUCUCCCCGCCGUCUCAACAGCAGCCCUCGCACCCCCGUCAGCCCAUUGAAGUUCUCACCCUUUGAAGCCUUCAAGCCAAGCACAAGCAUGGAACAGAUGGAGCUGUCGCCGCCCUCGCUCAUGCCAGUGCCAGAAGUCUCCGCUCCGCUGCCCAUCAAAACCCCAUCGGGCACCAAGAAGAAGAAGGGCCGGGGGCGGGCCCGGUAGCUGAGGCAGUGAGAUCAUUGGACCGUCCGCCUUAGCAUGGCGGAGCUCUCUGGUUGCUCAGGUGGACGGGGGCUCAGAGGUGGAGAGAGCUGUGCCACAGCAACGUCAAGCCCUGUUUGGGGAGCACCUUUUCUCCCCUGCUGCAAGGGGCCACCUUCCCUCCCAGCUGCAAAGGGUGGUGUGGUGUCGGUGCUUUUCCAUCAUAGGGAACGAUCCCUACGUGAGGUGCUUUCUUUUGAAAUAUAUAGUG